CAGAAACCGACGGUACAAACCGACUUUCACUACGAAAUGUACGGCCUGCCAAGAAGUAUAUGACGUCAGACCAUGUUAUAAUCGGCGUUAAAAACGGCUGACAUCUUCUUCAACUUCAAGAAGAUGGAAUAUUACGCGCGAUUUUGUAAAGACGUCCAAACUUAAUUUAAAGAUAAAGUUUCAAAAUGCUUGACCAGUUCUUUAAAGGAGAAGUUCCAAGUAUUUUUGAGACGACUAUCAAACGAGAGAAUGGCAAACCUUAUCCGCCAUCACAACCGGUAACAAGGACGUACAGAAAUGAAGACGAAUUCCUACGGACAAAUCGAGCAACAAUAUGUUUUUGCGGAGCUUUUCUUACAUUUGGAAUGGCUGCUUCGGUUAUUGGACCGACUCUUCUUGAGCUGGGAUGUGUGACGGGAAGACCUGUGAAUAUCAUAAGUUGGGUUUUCUUUUCGCAAGGUCUAAGUGCCCUGUUUGGUUCAAGUAUAGGAGGAAUCAUGGCCGAUAGGUACGAUUGUAGUGUCAUUCUACUAGUCUGUGUGACUUGUAUAGCAGUAUGCCUUGCCAUUAUUCCUGUCUGCUCAAUAUUUCAACUAAUGCUAGCAUUUUUUGCACUACUUGGGGUCAAUAUGGGGAUCAUCGAUACMGUGGCUAAUAGUGUACUAAUAAAAAUACACGCUAAAAAGGUUGCUCCACGUUUACAGACGCUUCAUUUCUUCUACGGMAUCGGUGCGUUACUGAGCCCUGUCAUUGCGGAGCCGUUUUUACGCAGUGCCUGCAAGAAUGGCCACUUUGAAUCGAACAUCUUUGGGUGGACACUGGAAAACAGUACAUUUACAGAAGAGUUUUUAAAUAAUCUCGUAUACAAUAAUGUGAAUAUAACCCAGUUAAACUUCACYCGYGUCACAAAGGUAACCAUGGUGAAGCUGAAUACCAGGCCUUUUGUGCAGUACGCUUACUGGAUAGUAGCAAGCCUUCAGCUUCCAGUACAGUUAGGACUAAUUUACCUGAUAUUCAAACAACGGCAAAUCAGGAAAUGGUCGCCUGUCAUGUUUACUGGUCGUAUUGUGAACAUAGCAGCCAUUCCAGCCAAGAGUCCUGACGACCCUGAAGGAAAAGAAUUAUCGCAGAUAUUCAGACCAAUCGACACUCAACCUAUCAAGUCAACAUUUGGAGAUAUUCCCGCCAAAGUUCCAAUAAUAACAUUCUUAUGUGCUUUAUUGCUGUUUUUCUUUGAUGGUCUUCAGGGUGCUUAUGCGGGCUAUCUGUAUACUUAUGCUGUCAAGAGCGACGUUCAYUUUAAGUCGAGUCAUGCUGCAUAUCUUAAUUCAUUAUUCUGGUGUCUUUUUGCAGUUGGRCGAUUCAUAUCAAUCUUUUUAUCAAUGGUCGUGAAGCCUGAUAAAAUGUUAUUAACYAACAUGAUUGGCUGUUUUACUGCAAUGUCAAUCAUGUUUUAUUUCCACGCCUACCCUCUUUCACUCUGGAUUGGUACCUGUUUGUUUGGAUUAUUUAUGAGCAGUGUCUUCCCGUCAACACUAGCGGCCGCAGAACUAUAUAUAGAAGUUACAGGGUCGUUGACUUCUAUUCUUAUAGUAAGUUCAGCUAGUGGGGAAAUGCUACUACCACUGUUGGUAGGAAAGGAAUUUAUUAGAGAAGGACCGCUGUCUUUCUUGAUCGUGGGCUUCAUUAUAUGUAUAUUUUCUCUGGUUGUCUUGUUUCUUAUUCGUGCAGUCGCGCGAUCRCGACUAAAACUAACAGUUUCCGAAUUAUUUCAAGUUCUGAUUGGUGGGGCGUGUCACUGCAAUAGCAGCUAUAAAGAAUAUUUUCAGUCAGAAGGGUGCGAAUACACCCAGAUGAUGCCAUGUGACGUAGAAGUGGUGGAAGCAACUGCUGACAAUAUGAAACCGAAGACUCAAGAACCGUCGUUCGACGAACAAACGAAUACCAUAAAUAUCGAUUUACUGGGAACUGAGAGUCAAUAAGUUAUUUAUCUACAGUAAUAAUACUAUACAAUAUUUCCUGGAAUUGGUUUCCUGUAGGCCAAUUACAAUCAUCAAAAAAUUUGUGCCAAGUAUAGUCGACUCUCGUCGUGUAAAAGGAUCUAUUUUCAGUCAUUUCUUUGGAGUAGGAUUUACUAAGUGUCCAUAAUAUCGGGGUGACCGCAAGACGAGAGUUGACUGUAAGGAAUGUCAUUGGAAUACACCUAAACAGUCCUCAUAAAGUUAUGCGUCUUUGUAGCCGUUUUUGUCUCAUUUCCCUCCAUCAAAGAGAAAAUA
Molecule: messenger RNA, 2276 nt
Organism: Exaiptasia diaphana
Lineage: Eukaryota; Metazoa; Cnidaria; Anthozoa; Actiniaria; Aiptasiidae
Product: major facilitator superfamily domain-containing protein 4A
Exons: 12
Coding region: 186-1982 (598 amino acids)
Biological process (GO): transmembrane transport
Source: RefSeq, a predicted model, not a curated record